UUACUAGAUGAAAUUCUAACAUUUCAGAAUACAUUAGUUCUAAAUUAACAAUUUUAGGUUAUUUGGUUGUGCAGAAUUGUUUUUCAGAAUUUUAGUUGUAAACUUUUGUGGGAGCUAUCAUCAACACUUCCACCUCUGCCCCCCCGAGGAGGAGGAGAGGAGGUUGUAAGCGAGACACACCCGAAUGCCCAUUCGAUGGAGUCUUGAUAAAGGAGUUGAACUAGACUGCCAGUGGGUUGAGUUUGAUGAUGUCCGCUACCAUAUUCAGGCAACUGUGAAAAAUCCAAAUCUCCUCCUACUAUCACUAUCUUUACCCGCACCACCUCCUGAAACUGUAUUUUUUGGAGGACUUCCUCAAGGAGCUAUAGAAGCUAUAAAGGCAGCAUAUGGUGUGGUUCUACAAGUUCUUGAUCCCCCAAGGGAUGGUUAUAAUCUUACAGUGAAAUUGAACCUGUCCAAGCUUCCUCCAGAUGAAGAGCAUAAGCAAGCAUUCCUGAUAAAGAUCGCUUCUAUAAGAGAACUAGUACAGGGUGCACCACUGAGAGCAGUAUUUAAGCAACUAGUCUCCAGGGGUGUAAAGUCUGACUUAAACAAGAUUAUUUCACUUGUGCAUCGGCCAAAUGAAUCAUUUUUUGUUUUCCCUCAGGCAGAUAAGGUGACUGUGAUUUUCCCAAUGCGAUUCAAGGAUUCCAUAGAUACUGUUCUUGCGACUUCUUUCCUUCAGGAAUUUGUGGAAGCAAGGAGAACUGCUGGACUUAACAAUGCCCCUCCUUGUCUGUGGUCCUCUUCUCCCCCUAAGGAGUUGGAAGGUUCUCCAGAUGAGGCAUUAGCAGCAAAUGCCGGAUUUGUCAGCUUUGUUAUUUUUCCUCGCCAUGUGGAAGGCAGAAAGCUGGAUAGAACUGUUUGGAGUUUAUCAACAUUUCAUGCUUAUGUCAGCUAUCAUGUCAAGUGUUCAGAAGGUUUCAUGCACACAAGGAUGAGACGUCGGGUGGAGACAUUGAUAGAGGCUCUAGAUCGUGCCAAACCAGAUUCAGAGAAAGCCAAGAAGAUUGAACAGAAUAGAUCCUUCAAACGACUGAGUAUCAAGGACGGCCGAAACAACAACUCAAAGUGAGAUCUGCUCAGCCUGAGAGAAGGUGUAUGUUACCGAAUGGGGCAAGGCGAUCUCUGCUCGCGAUAAUUCAUCCAACUCAUGAAGCACCUGUUGUUUGUAUACCAUACAAGUUUUGCCUUUAACAAAUGGGAUGAUAAAUUUCUUGCCUUGAUUUGUAAAUCCAUCAAAAUGAAUAUGUUUCCUACUUGGCCUCUCUCACCAAAUGGUAUUUCUCUCAACUUGCUUUCAAGCUCUAACUGUGAAAAACUCCGUUUUUUCUUCUCUUUUUUAUUUUCUGUUGUAUAUUGCUGAGGAAGUUAAGAUCGAUGGAUGGUUUGUUACAAUUUGUUUUUUAGAGAAUUAAAUUAAAAAACUUCUCUUUUCCUUUUC
Messenger RNA from Salvia miltiorrhiza (redroot sage), 1483 nucleotides. Its product is annotated as actin-related protein 2/3 complex subunit 2A. Lineage: Eukaryota; Viridiplantae; Streptophyta; Magnoliopsida; Lamiales; Lamiaceae. Gene Ontology annotation, cellular component: Arp2/3 protein complex; actin cytoskeleton. Gene Ontology annotation, molecular function: actin filament binding; structural constituent of cytoskeleton. The coding region runs from base 185 to 1114 and encodes 309 amino acids. The transcript is spliced from 10 exons. Gene Ontology annotation, biological process: actin filament polymerization; Arp2/3 complex-mediated actin nucleation. The record is from RefSeq and is a predicted model, not a curated record.